CAUAAUAAUGUAUUGAAAUACAUGCGAACUAUUUUAAAAUAGGUGAAAUAAGUGCGAUCAUAAUAUGGAGUGCACAUUGGUAUUAUAAAACUGCUGUUUAUAUUCUUUACGACGAUCAUUGUAAAUUUAUAACUUUACAAUGCGUUUACCCGGAGGAGUGAACUCAAGUCUUUAUAUAUAGUGUCUUCAGAGAGGAUUCGAUACUGGCAGUGAGGCAUGGACGUUCAGGACAUAACUACCGUGUUGGUAUUCCUUGUUACCUUCCUGCUUGCGUACCUGGCCACCAGGCGGCGGCGCGGCGUUCCGCCGGGGCCCCCGCUUUUUCCGAUCGUGGGAAACCUUCCGCAGCUGGCCUCCAGAGACGUCCUAGGUCGGCUGAAUGGAUUCCGUAAAACAUAUGGGGACAUUUUCGCAUUGUAUGUAGGCAGUGAAUUAACAAUAUUCUUGAACGGCUACGAUGCGUUAUACAAGACGUUGGUUAAGAACGGGACUCUGUUUAACGCACGUCCGCGGUCGGGAUUUGAUGCACUGGUCGUGAAAAACCCGGGAAUCAUCAUGGCACAUGACCAGCUGUGGAAAGAACAAAGACAGUUCAUACAAGCAGCUAUCCAUCGGGUGUGCAUGAACAACAGCGGGGAGGCUCUUGAGAAUUUAGUGCAUAGGGAGGUGGACGCUCUUGUUGAAGAAAUUGGAGAAAUCGACGGCCAGUUUGAUAUUAAAGAUUUCAUAAAUGUUGCAAUAGCUAACGUGACCUGCACAUUUCUUUAUGGUACGAGGUUCAAUUUUGGGGACAGUGGGAUUUUGCGCGCAAUGUCGACAUUACGUGACAGUACGGAAGAUACAAUGACUGUCACCACGUUAUGUAACUGUUUCCCCGCUCUAGGUAAACUACCGUUCGAUAUCGUUGGUGCAAAGAAAAUUAUCGUACGGUACCACAAGGUUGUGGACUAUUUGAGACAAUUUCUCCCCAAAUCAGAGGAAGAAGAGACAAAGGGUGAACCGACCGUAGCGAACAUGUACCUGGAUAAGGUAGUGGAGUGCGUGCGGGAUGGCAGAAAGAAUACUUUCACGCACCAGCAGAUGGAGAUAACCCUUUUCGACAUGUUUGGUGCUGGUACGGAGACUUCCGCUAAUACGAUCCGUUGGGGUCUGCUCUACCUCACACAGAACCUGGACGUGCAGGAGCGCAUGUUCCAUGAGAUAUCCGGCGUCCUAGGAAACAAGCAGCCGUCGUAUGCUGUUCGAAACCAGCUACCGUACUCUCACGCGGUACAGCUCGAGGUUUUGAGAUGUCGAACCGUCGCACCGCUCGGUGUACCUCACUCGGUGAGACGCGACGCGAUUAUAGACGGCUUCCUGUUUCCAGAGAACUGCACGGUCAUGACGAACCUACACUCCGUUAACGUGGAUUCAAACCUCUGGCAGGACCCGGAUCUCUUCCACCCGGAGAGGUUUCUGAACGAAGCUCUGGAUGAGGUCAUCGUGCCCAAACAUUUCAUUCCAUUCUCCGUUGGGCCGCGGUCAUGUCUCGGGGAAACUAUCGCCAGAGUCGAGAUUUUCAUAUUUCUCGUUACGCUUGUGCAGCAUUUCAAAAUUCUGCCAGUAAAAGAAGGGUUUUCUCCUGAUAUGAAUGGGUCCUUAGGGUUAACUUGGGCCCCAGAAAACUUUAAGAUUAUAAUUGAAAAACGAAAACACUGACUUUCAUAUAUUAGACAUUUUUCGAAAGUUUUUUAAAUGAGAUUUUUUUUAUUGACAUUACGGCGAUUGUAUAAUCAUGCAGUCAUGUUAUGUUAUUUCUUUUUAUUAUGUUACAAGUUUCUUGUAAAUAGAACUGUCACCUUUAUAACGAAAUUUUAAAUAGCCCAGGGAAGGAUCCAGGAUUUUGACGUUAGAGGGGCGUAACUGAGGGGCGUAACAUUUUGACCUGCACCCCUCCCUUAUCUUAAAUCGAAAUAUAUAUGGUUCAAAGUGUUGGUACGGGGAUUUGGGGGUACUCCUCCAUUUUUAUUAACAAUAUCCAGUCCUAAAUGGUGCAUUUUGUGCGCAUUUACUUUGAAUCCUAUUUGUCUCCUCUUUUGAAAUUAAAAGUAAUUUUGGACGAUUUUGACGCGUUGUAUUCACUGAAUCCGCUAGUGAAUACGUAUUGUUUACUUUCUGGAAUAGACACAAUAGCUUAUGAUGUAAAUACGGUAUUGUAUGCUGAGAGAGAUAUACCUUGCAUAGAUCCAUACAUGUACAGAAUGUGUAUUACAUACCAGUCAAAAGACAUUUACAAAUAGUUAUGGCAAAUUUGAUUUUAUACACGUUUUUACUAUUUUGUGAAAAAAAAUGA
Molecule: messenger RNA, 2332 nt
Organism: Mya arenaria
Lineage: Eukaryota; Metazoa; Mollusca; Bivalvia; Myida; Myidae
Product: vitamin D 25-hydroxylase-like
Exons: 1
Coding region: 217-1698 (493 amino acids)
Biological process (GO): xenobiotic metabolic process
Cellular component (GO): cytoplasm; intracellular membrane-bounded organelle
Molecular function (GO): heme binding; iron ion binding; oxidoreductase activity, acting on paired donors, with incorporation or reduction of molecular oxygen, reduced flavin or flavoprotein as one donor, and incorporation of one atom of oxygen
Source: RefSeq, a predicted model, not a curated record